Prorocentrum cordatum is the source of this 658-nucleotide messenger RNA. The record is from the annotation of a GenBank genome assembly. NCBI's taxonomy places the organism in Eukaryota, Dinophyceae, Prorocentrales, Prorocentraceae.
GCGGCGGCAAGGCACCGCGCAAGCAGCAGGCCGAGAAAAAAGAUUCUGGGGCUCGUGGUUUGGGAGAUCGGACCAACUGCGGUCGUUGCGCGGCUGUGCUGGAGCAGUCAGAUGUGGUUCUGUGUGGCAGUCGUUGCAAGAAGCUCUGGGUCGUUGCGUAUUCGUACAUGACGGAGGAUGAGUUCGCUGAUCAGUACAAGGGUUCGUUAGAGUUCCAGCACAGCGUGGAUCUCGCGGAAAGGGUGUUCGAGAAGAAGCUCGAUCGUGCUUUCUACCCGUCUUCUAUCCAGCGCGAGGACGCCGUCGAGAUGGUCGCCGUUGGUAGGUUCCGAGGCUACACUUCGCAGGAUUUCAAGGAGGAGUUCAAAAUGACCAUCUCCGAGGCUGGCUUCAAGGUCCGUGAGGUUCCUGCCGCGGAUGGGUCCACGUACAAAGGCGUCUUGGUGAACAUUGGUGACACAAAGAACAGGGGCGUUGAGCUCAGGGUGUCGAAGGGCUUCACGCUCCAGGAACACCUGCUGCAGUCGUCCAACUGCGUGCACCCAGAUCAGGGCCACCAGAGCUUCGAGGCCAUCAAGGACAAGGACAAGAACCACAAGGACCUCGUGACCAUGGCCUUGAACGCGCCCAGCCUGGAGGACUCUGGGAUCAAUUCCAG